This is a messenger RNA of Cryphonectria parasitica EP155, 1932 nucleotides long. RefSeq lists its product as uncharacterized. Lineage: Eukaryota; Fungi; Ascomycota; Sordariomycetes; Diaporthales; Cryphonectriaceae. The transcript has 4 exons. The record is from RefSeq and is a predicted model, not a curated record. Bases 1 to 1932 code for a protein of 643 amino acids.
AUGGCCAAGUCUCGAGGAGCAGCGCCACCAUCCUACGCAGAAAGCACCCCAAUCUAUCAACACAGGAAUGCAGUCAUCGCGGCAGCAGAGAUACGCGCAAGAGACGAGCAAGAAAUGCAGCUGCUCCUUCAGAACGUCCAGCGCCACUACAACAUCUGGAACUCAGACCUCGAGCCGCCAGAGCACGAUACAGAGCUCUACUGCACGUGCCAGUCAUGCCAGUACACGAGGCGCAAGAUGGCUCGCUACUAUGUCCAAGACAUAUGGUCAAGGGCGGUCAUGUAUCCUGGUGAGAAAGCGUACACCGACAACAAGCAGACGCUGAGCUUCAGAAAUCCCUAUCGUUUUAAUGUCGUCUCUCCAUAUGGUUACUUUUCCAAUCGGAAUCGGAUUGGUGGGUAUGGGCCCUCUGCUGCGUCGUUCUGGGCAGGUGGGUUGAGACCGAUUCCGAAGUAUCACACGCAGGCGAUUCAGCAAACCCUGAGGCUCAACGAAUCACUGAAUCGACAGGCGCAGAGCGAGAUUAAUGCAAAGGAGCCAAGGAAGAGUAUAUGGGAUGACGACGGCCCUUUGAGUACCCAGACGGGAGAGGAGCCUGCUCCUGGUGGGCAUGUGUCAAAACUAAAGCGAGCCAAGGACUUUCUUCACAUCAAGUCUGCUGAGCAGAAAGCAGCCGAGGAGGCACAGCUUCUGAGAGACUCGAUUGUCGCAGAGGAAUUCGGUCGUUGGCCCGACGAGACGUGGAGACAGAUCGUGAACGCAUAUCAGGAGAAGAUGGGAAUGGCAGAGAAGAUUGCGCGUCUUCGUGCUCACCAGCCCAUCCAGUACUUGCAUCUUCUCAGAGCUGGGUACUUCGAGCCAAUCCCUGUGGCGUGGGCGGAUAAAGCGUCUAAUCCCCUAAAAUUCACCGUGGAUGCUGCGGCAGGAUGGAGAGGCAUCACCCCUGCUUGGCGAGGCUAUGAGGACACGGCAGAAGAGCGGCUGUACUGGGUCCUAAAUCAUCGCGGGGGAACCGAAGGCUCUAGGAUGAAGCCUGAUGUCAUCUCGUCCAUGAACAUGGCGCGAGCCCGAAUGGCAUCAGCAGUUGAGCCUCCGCCUGUAUACUUUUCUGAUAACGACGUCUGCCAUGUUCAACACAAGUCUGAUGGCUAUUCGAGACAAGUCAUGCCGACGCCCUUUCGGGCAUUCGACCGCCCAGAAACACCAGACGAUGAUACCAUGAUUCUUCUUGAUGUUUCUGGGUCCAUGAACUUUGACCCGGUGAAACCUGUGUAUGAGGAAUACACUAUCACGAGAUACGUAGCGGGCAAUCAGCCGAGAAACAAAGACGUUGCCAAAGCCAUAAUCCGUCGUUUCACCGACGCCAUGUCCAACCACGCCCACAACCAUCGUGGUUAUGAUCUUGUCACCUUCGCCAACCACGCUCGCUAUAUCGGGACAGUGAACCAUCUCAACUUCGAAGAGACAUGGGGGAACAUCCCCAUCGGCGGCGGUACCCGGGUCAUGACCGGCUGGCAACUGGUCAAGAACCUGCACUUUCAGAAGCAUUCCGCCUCUGCGACACACCAUCCCGUCUACGGCUGGCAGGCCGGGCCAGAGACCCGCAUGCUGCGGCUGCUACUUUUGCUUGACGGCGAGGCUACGGAUAUGGAUGAGUUCGAGCUGGACCUGCUGGGUCUGUCCUGGGCGCAUGUGACGAUUUUCCUGAUUGGCGUGGAUGGAUGCCCGCAUCACCAUCGACAUGCGAACGAACUCAAGCGCAUCAGUGAUCUGAAUCACCAUGUGUCGUUUGUGGAUGCACAGGGCAACUGUCCAGAGAGGUUUGUGACGCAUGAGUUGCUCAAGAGGCAUUUGGGUUAUGAUAUAUCAAUGCGGGAGUUUGAGCAAUUGGAAGCCUUGCCUGCCUACACGGAGCUGGAUGAGGCUGCUUAA